This is a messenger RNA of Malania oleifera, 1314 nucleotides long. RefSeq lists its product as uncharacterized. Lineage: Eukaryota; Viridiplantae; Streptophyta; Magnoliopsida; Santalales; Ximeniaceae. Bases 453 to 1127 code for a protein of 224 amino acids. The transcript has a single exon. The record is from RefSeq and is a predicted model, not a curated record.
AAUUUAAAAUCGAAUAUAAUCAAAUCAAAUUAAAAAAAAAAUAAAAUUCAAAUAAUUGGUGAAUAAAUUUAACUCACUUCCGGCCUUCAAAAAUACAUAUUGAAAACUAUUUGGAAUUCAGAGGAGAGAUUUACACCAUAUUUGGCCGGCCUCCAACAAUCGACGGUUCAAAAUCAGUCCAUCUCCCCCUUUCUUUCAAUCCAUCCAUCCAUCCACGGCUCCUCCCCUCUCCUUAUCUUCUUUUUUCAAAAAACACAAAAACAAAAUCAAAUUUUCCAAUCCGAAUUCCCCGCGUUCAUCCAUAAAUCAGAGGAAAGCUCCGUUCAGUUCCCAUUCUCCACCGUCACCUAUUCAUCACCAGAAAAGCCAGAAAUUCCCUUUUAAUCAUAUCUAUUGACUGGUUUAUUUUCACAAUAUUUUUGGAGCUUGAGAGUUUUGCCAUCUCUCCAUAGAUGGCGUCUUUGGGCAUUCGUUGCGGUUGCGGAGCAUGGAAACCCCCUCCGUCUCCAUUCUCUUCUCCGUCUCCGGCGGUUUCCAUUCCAUCCUUCCGUCUCCGCUUGAAUCCCAAAGAUCCCGCCCACCGUCGCCCUAUCAUCGCCCGAUCCUCUUUCCCCACUGUCUCCGCCCCCAUACGAAGAUCGAUCGCCGCCGGAUCCGAAGCGACCGGUCGUGACGAGGAAUCCCCCGGCGUCGUUAAUUCGGAGAAGCUGGACGAGUGGAUGAGAGAAUCGGCGGCGGAGAUCGUGAGGAACUUACGUGAAGCGCCUCUGUUCGUGCACGUGGUCGAGAACAAGAACGACGACGGCGAGAUUAGGGUGAGGACGGAGAAGGCGGUCGCGGAGGAUUGGUGUGCGCUCUCGAAGAAAUGGAAGACGGGGGAGAGGGAAUCGCCGCAGGGGAUUAUGCUUGUGGAAGAACUGGGUGAAGAACGAGAGAAGAAUAAGAAGGCGUGGGGGGUAGUGAUUCAGGGGAGAGGGUUGGACUGCGGACCGGCGUGUUACGUGCUGGAGACUAGCAGCGUGAGGUCGCCGACCCCGGCGUCGUGCACUCAUUUUUGUGUGGCUAGGGUUCGGAGCUUCAAGGAGACGGCUCAAUCCCUGCUCAGCAAUUGUUGGUUGUUACAAUGAAUUUUGUGCUCUGUGAAAGGAUUCAAUUUGUAUUUUCUUUUUUAAUAUUACGUCUUUGUUAGAAUUUGUAUCAAUUUUUUAGUGCCGAAUUAGGGGAAAUUUUUUUUGUUAAAUUUGAUAGUUUCGUCAUUUAGUUAGCAAAAAGAAACAAACUAAAAAUAAUAAUAACUAGAGUUGUUUGUUCGGG